Molecule: messenger RNA, 3745 nt
Organism: Orbicella faveolata
Lineage: Eukaryota; Metazoa; Cnidaria; Anthozoa; Scleractinia; Merulinidae
Product: zinc transporter ZIP11-like
Biological process (GO): zinc ion transmembrane transport
Cellular component (GO): membrane
Molecular function (GO): zinc ion transmembrane transporter activity
Source: RefSeq, a predicted model, not a curated record
ACAGAAACCGGGAUAAGCUCCGGCCUGAUGGGCCACUUGGCUCGUAUGCAGACUUAACCUUUACCGCAGCAUGUUGUUGCAAAUAGUAUUAUUACUUAUAUUUUUGAUGCCAAUCUAUGAUUGUACAUUUGAUUCACUGAUUUCUCAUAAUCAUACUUGUUAUCAUUUCAUUGGAAGACUUAUUUUCCCUUGCUACUAGCUUCAUGCAAUCACUGUUUGUUGUGUACAAGUUUAUAGCAUCUAAAAUUACAAAUAAUCUGAUAUGACGAUGUUGAAAGUGAUGAUACCAAGCCAAGUGAAGAUGAGAAGUCAAUCAGAAAAGCGAUUUGAAAGAAAUUGAUGAUUAUGAUGGUGAUGAUGUUAAUGAUGAUGGUGAUGAUGAUGAUGAUGAUUUGCAACAAAAGAAAAUUUUAUCAAAUGUCUUUGUCAUUUAUUUUAUAUUCUAUAAGUCAGAAGAAACCAGUAGAUGAGAUUUAAUAUAACUUUACACAUUUUUGACUACGUAAGUCUACUUUUUCACUCUGGAUAUCAGUGAGUUAUCCUCAUGAUCCUUUUAUAAAUGACACAGUUGAACUCAGAAAACUGUGGACACAUAUGUUACAUGGCAAAGGCUGCCCAUCCCGCCACAGAGUGCUGGUGCAGGUGCAUGUGAUCAAGUUAAUACAGAGCAAAGUAAUACUGUGCUAUGCAUGGUGCCCUUAAAAAAAUAAAUAAAUAGGUAAGUAAAUAUUUAUGGAAGGUUAUUGGGUAUAUAUAUAUAUGAAGCAAGGUAAGAGCCUUGAAUGAUAUUAAUUAUUAUUAGGUGUGAGAAAACUAAACCACAGAGUCUGCAAACAGCGACAGUAAUGGGUUUGUGUUUUUGAGGUUUGAUCACGUGUCCUGAACUUCAUUGUGAUGGUCAGUACACAACUGACCUUUCAAACUCAAAUUGAAAUGUUCACUUCUUCUUCUUCUUUUUUUUUUUUUUACAGACAGUUUUGUAGUCCACCUUAAUUUUAAAAGAAAUUGUACAUCUAUAAUAUUAACUUGGAAUAAAACCCCAAACAAUGAAUUGUUUUUCACAACCAGAGUUGUGGAACCAAAGCAUGUUUUACAUGGCAAGAGGAAACGUUCUAGCCUUGACGUGUAUGUAUAACUCAAAAUGUUGGAUCUGUCUCAUCCUGAUCACUCACAUUUUGAUGAAUAUAAAACAGAGAUUUCAUGGCUAAAUUAUUAUUAUAAUUUUCUACCAAUAAUGUAAUGAAUUUGUUUAUAAGUAACUUGUAAGAUGUUGUUUUGAGAUAUUUUAUUCAAUAUUUUUUCUGAUGUCAAUUCAAAUUCUCCCUACAAUUCAAUACAUUUGCUUAGAAUGCCAUUUAGGCAUUAUAAACAAAUUUUAAAUAACUCAUUUCUUAAUAUAUUUGUAUAUAACUAUUUUUAGGCAUCUAUUGUAUAUUACAUAUUUACAUAGAUUAUAUAAUCCUAUUUUUUUUAUAUAUACAAUUUUGAGUUCACGCACACGUUUUAACGAGCACUUGCACUCCUAGGUGUCGUGUGGUUAAAUAAAGUAUUGAUUGAUUGAUUGAUUGAUUAGGAAGGUUUGGAAGAACAUUUUAGCAGAUUUUAGUGCUUGACCUUAGCAUCUUUUCAUUUCAUCUUCUAACAACUGAACAAAUCGGUUUAAUUUGUUACCGUAAAAUGUCCACACACAAUUUUAGGAGUAAGUUUUAAAGAUUAAAGAUAAUGGCCAAAAGAAAAAAAAAAUAUCGUGCACUGGCCGGGAAUCGAACCCGGGCCUCCCGCGUGGCAGGCGAGAAUUCUACCACUGAACCACCAGUGCAGGUUAUGAGAGAGAUGGGUGAAAUCGUAAUAUUUAUCAUGUUUAAAAAAAAGGUUGGCCGUAAGAAAUUUCUUUAUUGUGUCUUGAUGCCCUGUAUCUUUCUCGCUAGUGAAUUUUAUUGAAGGAGAUAAGGUAUUAACAACCGUGACGUAGACAGUUUGAAAAUUUGAGAAAAUUUUAAAACAACUUUAGUCGACGCUGACACGUGGACUGUAAAAAUUAGCAUACAUCGGAGGGUAUUGCUGUUUAUUAACAACCGCAGACCAAUUGAAUAAUUUUUGGAGUUUUUCAGAACCGGCUUAUGAUUUGUAUCUGAAGUUCGAAAGAUUUCAGUAUUUUAAGACACUAAAGGAGGUUCAAAUGAUACCGGACUACAAUCCUGUUACUCAAGCUCUUCUGGGAACUUUAUUUACCUGGGCAGUAACAGCGCUGGGGUCAGCGCUGGUGUUUGUUUUCAACAGUGGUCAGAGAAAGAUUUUAGAUGCAAGCUUGGGAUUCGCCGCUGGGGUCAUGCUGGCCGCAUCUUAUUGGUCUUUGCUUGCUCCAGCUAUUGAGAUGGCAGAGAUAUCUGGAAGUUAUGGAAAGGAUGGCAAGUUUGCCUUCAUUCCGGUGUCUGUAGGGUUUGUUCUCGGAGCAGUGUUUGUCUAUGGAGCUGACAAGCUUAUGCCAUUUCUGGGUGUAGAAUCGUCUAACAUAACUGAUGCCAUUACUGGUGACUUCCAGAAUGGAAGUGCAUGCAAAGAAAAGGAAUUAAGAGAGGACAUACAACACACUGAAGUCUCCAUAACUAACUUCUCAUACAGUAGAGAUACAUCACAGCUAACGCAGAGAAAGAGAGAGAAUUUAUACACAAGUAAACAAGAAGUUGAUCAGGAAGGGCAAAAAUCAAGAGAGCAGCAUGCCAGCUGGAGAAGAAUACUUUUACUAAUUAUUGCAAUUACUGUUCACAAUAUUCCAGAGGGACUAGCAGUUGGGGUAGGAUUUGGUGCUAUAGGAAAAACAGCUUCUGCAACUUUUGAAAAUGCCAGAAAUCUAGCGAUAGGUAUUGGAAUUCAAAACUUUCCCGAAGGGCUUGCCGUCAGUCUCCCUCUUCGAGGAGCAGGAUUUUCCUCAUGGAAGAGUUUUUGGUAUGGUCAACUCAGUGGUAUGGUAGAGCCAAUUGCUGGACUGUUUGGUGCUUUUGCAGUCGUGGUUGCUGAGCCCCUGUUACCGUAUGCUUUGGCAUUUGCCGCUGGUGCAAUGAUUUAUGUUGUAGUAGAUGAUAUCAUACCAGAGGCACAGACAAGUGGUAAUGGUCGUUUGGCUUCCUGUACAACUAUUGUUGGUUUUGUUGUCAUGAUGUCACUGGACGUAGGACUUGGAUGAGAACAGUCUAGCUUAAUUCAUAUUUUAUCAAUUAUGGCCUGUUGGAGCAGUAAUUUAACUCAGGAUAUGGAUUUGAACUACCUGCAGGAUAAUAUGCCCUGCAGUAAGGAGGGUUUUGUACAAAACACCGGGUUACAAAGUACACUAUGAUGGAAAGAAGACGAUGAAGGAGGAGGACUGGAGUCUCUGUCAUGUCAGACUUUCUCCACAAUCCACCGCACGAAAAAAGUUGGCGGCUGUACAUUCUACCACAAUACCUUGCGAACCUAACACAGCCUGUAAGGCACAAAGAAAGCCCAAUUUUUACAAUAUCUGUCCCUGUACGAAGGACAUUCUUUACGCUAGGUUUGAAGAUUUUGUAACUCUUCUGUACGUUUUUACGAACGUUGUUAUUUUUUGCGUGCGCUCAGAAUUAUGGGUAAAUGUACCAAUCGUCAUCUUUUUUCCUACAGAGGAUUGCUGAAGCUUCCUAUUGUUAGUGCACGCUGGUUCUAUGUAUCAUAGCGUAGUCCCGCAGAAAACGCAGCUUUUUCAAGUUCUAAUUAAAUCUUCUCGAUGUAA